ACGCCAAGAAGCACUUCUUUUUGCCGCCGGCAAGGCACCCGCGCCAUUAUUCCUUAGCGCUCAUUUCAGCUCAGAGCCUCUCUUUGGCCUUAACACACUGUCGCGACAUGGCCCUGGCGAGUGCCGUGAAUGCUGCGAGCACGUCGAGUUCGUCUACAGAGACCAAGACGAAAGCCAAGAAGCGCUAUCUCAAGGCCAAACGAGAGAGACGCAAAACUCGCAGAGCUACUGCCGCACCAUCUCGCGGACGUGGCGAUGACGGAGAUCGUGAGGAUGAGGGAGAAGAAGGGGACGAGGGCACGGCUUCUGUCAACGAGCAUACUACGGAGACCGUGAAGCGAGUCGAAGUUUCCGAGGGCGAUUGCGAACACGAGGGCACACGGAGGAAACCAAAGAAGCGGCGCAGGUUGAGUUUUCCGGAGGAACAACAUCCAGCAGCAGUUGCUGAAGACGAACCAGAGCUAGCACACCAAGAAGAAACCCCAGCCGACGCGCGCGAAUCCCCUGCUCCCCCCGCUGCCCUCCCUGCGUUUCCCCUGCCUUCGAGACCAGAUGCGCCAUCGAAAGCGACACUAGCCCUUCAAGGUUUAGACAAGGCAAUAGUAGAAGCAGAGUUGGUCGACCCACGGAAGACCGUGCCCAUUUCGACGGAAUCAGAGGCAAGCGUCCUGCUAAGCGAGAAGACGAAGAAGAGACUGCAAGAGCUCGGUAUUACGGAGUUGUUUGCUGUACAGACUGCCGUAAUACCGUUCUUGAUGUCAGACCAGAAGCAGCGACGAUUGUAUCUCCAUGAUCCGCCCCACGAUAUCUGCGUCUCUGCUCCUACCGGAAGUGGCAAAACUCUCGCAUAUGUCUUGCCCAUUGUUGAGCUCCUUUCAUCCAGGGUUAUCACCCGUCUGCGCGCUCUGAUCGUGCUUCCUACGCGAGACUUGGUUACUCAAGUACGUGAAACGUUCGAAGCCCUUGCCAAAGGACGCAGUCUCAAGAUCGGUACUGCGACAGGCCAGCAUUCCUUUGCCCACGAACAAUCCCAGUUGGUUGCCGACCGUACUCUGAGACUGCAAGGCGGAUCUAGCAAAAUUGACAUCCUGAUAUGCACUCCUGGGCGUCUGAUAGACCAUCUCAAUGGCACCCCGAAUUUCUCCCUUCAACACCUCCGCUUCCUGGUUAUCGAUGAGGCGGACAAGCUGCUGGCCCAGUCUUUCCAGGACUGGUUGGCUCGGGUUCUCUCCGCGACUCGCCCGUCCGAGAUCCCGACCUCACCGGACCUUGUGAGCGGCGUCGCAUCGAGCACUGAUAGCAUCCCGACGCCGGAUGGUUUGGCUCCGGCCUUUUUGCACAUUUUUCACGGCAUCCCACACGUCCGGACCGACUUCGACGAGCCCAAGGAGACCUCUUGCCAGAAACUACUAUUCUCAGCGACUCUGACGCGGGAUCCAUCCAAGAUCGCGGCGCUCAAUCUGAGAGAUCCGAAAUAUUUCGUGGUUCAGGGCUCAUCUCGGGAGAUUGCUACACAGCAAGAGGGUGUGCUGGACCUUGUCAUGGAAAAGUUCAACAUGCCGGCGACGCUCUUGGAACACAUGAUUGUUUGCGAAUCUUCGCAAAAGCCUUUGGUGCUCUUUCACUUGGUCCAUACUCACGGCGUGAAGAACGCCCUAGUAUUUACCAAGUCCGCCGAGUCAACAGCACGACUCGUCAAGCUCUUCGAAUUCUUCGAGCUAAGUCGUAUCUCCUCAACAGAGCAGCAAGGCUCAGCAAUUGUCCUGAGCGCGUAUUCAAGUGACCUCGCGCCGAGCGCACGCAAGGAGAUAUUGGAUAAGUUCAAGAACCAAGAGACUCACAUCCUUGUAUGCUCGGAUCUUAUCUCUCGUGGUAUUGAUAUCAGCCAUGUCUCGCAUGUGGUUAGUUACGAUGCGCCGGUGGACAUGCGCAAGUACGUGCAUCGCGUUGGGCGUACCGCCCGCGCGGGGCGCACUGGAGAUGCCUGGACCUUGAUUGAGGAACAAGAGGCUCGGCAUUUCAAGAACAUGCUGAAGGAGGCGAAUCACCUGAACGCAGUCAAACGCAUGAGGGUAUCUGACGCCGAUCUCGCGCCGCUGAAGCGGAGCUAUGAAGAUGCCCUGACGAAGCUUAAGGAGGCAUACUCCCGCUGAUCAGCAUCGCGGCCUCCCUGUCAUUCCAAUAAUCGCUUUUGCGGUUAGUACUUUCCGUGUGGGAAGCUGUGGAGCGUUUAGCGAGCUCCGGAUUGACAACUGGAUGACGUUUAGCUCCUUCGUCAUGCUGGCACAUCGUCAUGGCCAAUUUCAGUGCGGCGCUUUGCAUGCACGUCUUCGCAAAGGUGUGAUAUCACGGUCUGGUCUCGAGCUACAGCGUUCAUGGACCGGCCCUGCUGCGCACCUUGCAUAGUUCACGGACCGUAUUCAUCGAGGCUACUAGCUUUUGGCGAAUUUCCUCCGCGACACAUUUACUAGGUAGACGUUGUAUCAUUCAAAUAAAAUGCUUUGAAUGUCUACACGAACAUCCCACGUCGUGUGACUUCG
Molecule: messenger RNA, 2540 nt
Organism: Phanerochaete carnosa HHB-10118-sp
Lineage: Eukaryota; Fungi; Basidiomycota; Agaricomycetes; Polyporales; Phanerochaetaceae
Exons: 11
Coding region: 108-2153 (681 amino acids)
Cellular component (GO): nucleus
Molecular function (GO): ATP binding; nucleic acid binding
Source: RefSeq, a predicted model, not a curated record